CUUCAUCGUCGCUAUCAUCAUGUAUUGAAUACUGUUCUUCGACAAGCUGAAUUGCAUCAUUCGCCAUGAUCACUGCCACCGUCUCAGAGGCCACAUAUAUUACACGGUGCCUCAGGUGUCCCCCUACUAUCAAAGAUGAGGAAAAGGAUACCCCUAAUCGACUGCUCGAUUCACGUACAGUACACGCGUUCGUCUCGCCUACGGACUGCCGGUCUACCUGGGACUGUGUCUGCUUUACGUCUCCUCUGCCAGUACAAGGAUCGUAAAAUGCCUUGAUCUGUGGUGGUGGCCGCACCUCAUCACGUCCCUGAUGUUUCACGUCCAAGAUAUGCAGAUCAACCUCGAGAUCUCCUUGCUUGCUUCCCUCUAGUUCUGCAAUUAUGGUCUCUAUCCAUCUGAAUGCACGCCUCAACUGCAAUAUCAGCGACGUUUCCAGAAUCCUUCAAUGAGCUGUGGACUCUUUACACAUCGUCCUUGCAUCGCUUCAAGUGAAGGUCGAUGCCCGAGAUCACUCACUAAAUGCUCACUAGUCGUGCCGCCUUGGAGAAGAGGCGGCAUUGUCCUCCGACUCCGCAUCUCCAGACGCUGAUAAGGACGCCGGCACCCUCCUCGCUGAUUGUCAUCACUGUCACUGCUGCUGUGUUUUCACGGUUAGUACCCCUUACGAUGUCUACAAUGCACAGGACAGGUGUUAGCCGAAAGGCACAGGCAUGUGUCAGCUGUCAUGCUCGGAAGAUACGUUGCGACAUGGCGACCAUGGGGACACCUUGCUCCUCAUGCAGUAGGGCCUCUUUGGAUUGUCACGAAUUCCACCCAAAGCGACGUCGAAUUCGUGUGGCUGAAGCUGCCCUGACCGCCGCUUCAGAGGCGUGUGUAUAAAUAGCACUGGUAUUGAAAACGGGCUAACAGGGAUACCCGAAAGGCAUGCUUCAUCCACCGCUCUCCCUUCUUCGAGCUACCGUAGUAGCUAUGCAACCCUCGGUGAAGGUGACCACGAUCCUGAGCAGAUUCAGGUCCUGGGCAGUGAGGAUAUCGCCAAGGCAGGAUCGAUUCUGCUAGAUUUCCUCUCACAAGACUUUGACAAGGGAUCAAUAGGAGAUUACCAGGCAACUUUUGUGGAGGACUACGCCAAUGUGCUGCGAGUGCUAGGCCCAGUUUUUGGCAAAGGCUUUCAACCGAACGUGAAGCAUUUCCGUGACGCGCCUUUCAUAAAGCGCCUAAAUGGUACCAUUCCGCGGACCAUCACUGAAGAGGAACGAGCCAUACUCGAUCAUCACGGCUCGUUUGUGCUUCCCGACAGGAACAUUGCAAGCGGAUUUAUAACUGCAUUCUUCGACCGAGUUUACCCUACUAUGCCUAUCAUAGACCAGGCCGGUCUGCGAAAAUCCUACCUCGAUCUGUCGUCGCUCGAAACUCUGUGCCCCCCACUGUUACUGUUGCAAGCAGUCAUAUUAUCUGGUUCGACCGUCUGGCAACAUCCAGAUUUGCAGUCACAACCAGAAGAAGUUUCGAGACGGCUUCAUCAUCGUGCUAAAGCGCUUGUCGACCAAAGAUUCGAGCAAGACCGGCUAACAUUGGUAGUUGCACACCUACUGUUCAGCACAUACACUUGUGACAGCUGUGAUGACACUAUUCAAAACAUGUGGCUGUCCCUGGGCAGUGCAGUGCGGAUCGCUCAAGGCUUAGGCAUGCACCGAGAUCUCGGUAGUGCUGCCACAGAUUCGAAGCAUCGGCGACAGUGGAAGAAAGUAUGGUGGACUUUAGUCCUGCACGAUACUCUCUGCUCCUUCGAAUGGGGUCGGCCACGAGCAAUUCACCUGGCAGACAGCGACGUCCCAGAACUCCAGCAGAGCGACUUCGAGCCAACCGAGCCAGGAGCCUUGGCUUGCGCUGAGCACAUCGACUUCUUCCUAGCGGCGAUCUCUCUUUGCUUCAUCAUCAAUGACUGGCUCGACUGCCUUCGUCCUGGGGGUCGUGCAAAAGGCUCCUACCGACUGCGACGAGAGCAAGGUUCCCAACGUGCCCAGGAGGAGUUGCAAUCCUGGUUGUCGGGGUUGCCGCCGACUAUGAACCCCAAUAGACCACCUUCACAGCACACGCUUUGGUCGGGCACGCUCCACGUCGCGUACUAUACGGCGGUCAUUCGGUUCGACUCUAUCGCUGGGGCCAACGCACAAGUCGUCCACGAUGCGGCAACAGCCAUCAGCAAGAUCUGCCUUUCUCUGUUCGAGCAAGAUUUGAUAAAUUCGAUCUGGGUGUUUGCAAUACAUCAGCUCUAUCUUGCCAUGUGCCAGCACGCACGUGAAUCUCGCGAUCCAGAUCCCUCCAUAUCAGCACGAGGCUUGCAGAAUCUCCAAGAAUCUUUGCCUGUACUCAAAAAGCUAGGCGCGAAGAACUCAGUUGCGAGGCAAGCCUUUAUCUUCCUCGAUGAGGUCUCGAAAGGAGAAAUAUUGCCCCACCCAGACAAUUGGCACCAUUCGGACUUUUCGCCGUGGAACAUCGACAGUCUGCCGUGGCAGUUUCCUGGCUUUGACCAAUUGCCUCAGACGCCUGGGACUUGCAAGAAGGGAACGACUUCUCAUGACCUCGCAAGGGCUAAGGAUACUGAGAAACGAUUGCAAUAGGCUAUGAUACAUAAGGAAUGAACUUAGGAGAACUGACAACGUGUUAUAUGGUCGGAUGAAUGCUCUAUUUGACGAGGCGAUGGAACAAAACGAGAAUAGAUCUUUUGAACACCUAAUGACAAAUAGAAAAUGAAAAAAAUCACUUCAAUAAAUAAA
Molecule: messenger RNA, 2780 nt
Organism: Exophiala oligosperma
Lineage: Eukaryota; Fungi; Ascomycota; Eurotiomycetes; Chaetothyriales; Herpotrichiellaceae
Exons: 2
Coding region: 1353-2624 (423 amino acids)
Biological process (GO): DNA-templated transcription; regulation of DNA-templated transcription
Molecular function (GO): DNA binding; zinc ion binding; DNA-binding transcription factor activity, RNA polymerase II-specific
Source: RefSeq, a predicted model, not a curated record